GUUUCGCGACCAAAUUCAAUGUUUCCAAAGCUCGAGCCAUAACUCUCCUCAUCUGGGAGUUAGUUUCGGAUAUAAAUAAACAGAUUUGACAAGGAAUGUGCACACAUAACUUUCAGCAAGUAGUCGGGAUGUGCAAAGGUCACUCGACAGGUGGCACAUGCAAAAUAAGGUUCUUCACGGAAGUAUCCUUAUAUUACCACAAUGAAUCUAAACACAGUUUUCUUCCUUUUAAUCACGCUUAGAUUAGCGUUGGCGGAACCUACCAACAAAAAAUUUCCGGAAAAUUUCCUCUUUGGAACCGCUACUGCCUCAUACCAAGUUGAAGGUGGAUGGAAUGAGGAUGGCAAAGGUGAAAACAUCUGGGAUUAUUUCACCCACACCUACCCUGAUCGAAUUGCCAACCAAGCAAACGGAGACAUAGCGUGCAACUCCUACCACAAAUAUUUAGAGGAUAUAGAAAUGCUCAAAGACCUAGGAGUUCACUUUUACCGAUUCUCCCUAUCCUGGUCCAGGAUACUUCCCGAAGGACACAUAGAAAAAAUCAACCAAGUUGGAGUAGACUAUUACAAAAACUUGAUCAAAGCACUAAAAGAAAACGGAAUAGAACCUUAUGUCACUUUGUACCAUUGGGACCUUCCACAACCCCUUCAAGAAAAAGGGGGUUGGCCAAAUACUGACCUCAUGGUGGACCUUUUUGCCGACUAUGCUCGACUUGCGUUCACCCUUUUUGGUGAUCAAGUUAAAUACUGGAUGACUUUUAACGAAGCUAAGCAAACGUGUCAACUUGGUUAUGGAUAUGGUGUUUUCGCACCUGGCAUUCAAUCUAAUGGAAUUGACAGUUAUAAAUGUGCCCAUACUGUCAUAAAAUCUCAUGCUAAAGCUUACCAUAUUUACGAUGAAGAGUUUAGAAAGACCCAAAAUGGUCGAGUGUCGAUGGUUAUUGAUUCUGAUUGGUUUGAACCAGCUAGUGACAGUGACAAAGAUAUAGAAGCUGCGGAAAGAAAAAUCCAAUUCACUUUUGGGUGGUAUGCUAACCCGAUUUAUCACCCCGAUGGUAAUUAUCCCCAAGUCAUGAUAGAUCGAAUUGCUGAAAGGAGCAAAAAAGAAGGUUUUGAAAAGUCCCGCCUACCGGAAUUCACAUCAGAUGAAAUUGACUACAUUAAAGGAACUUUCGAUUUUCUUUCUCUAAAUACAUAUACUACGAGUAUGGUAAAAUGGAUUGAUGAUUAUCCUAUAGGAAACGUCGGAUAUGAUAAUGACAUAAGUGUUGUUGCGUACCAAGACCCUUCGUGGAACAGUUCGGCCUCAAGCUGGCUUAAAGUCGUUCCAUGGGGUACCAGAAAACUCAUAAACUGGGUUGAUAAGACUUACAAUCAUCCCGAAAUUGUAAUAACUGAAAAUGGAUUUUCCGAUUAUGGAGAAUUGGAUGAUGAGGGUAGAAUUUUAUAUUAUCAAAACUAUUUGAGUAACAUUUUAGAAGCAAUUAAGGAAGAUGGAAUUAAUGUUACAGGAUAUACAGCUUGGAGUUUAAUGGAUAAUUUUGAAUGGUUAAAUGGAUACACAGAAAAGUUUGGCCUUUAUCAAGUUGACUUUGACGACGAAAAUCGGACCAGAACACCAAAAAAAUCAGCAGAUUUUUACAAAAAAGUUGUUGCCACAAAAUGUUUAGUAAACCAAUGUGAAGACUAAUUCGAAAAUCGGACCAGAACACCAAAAAAAUCAACAGAUUUUUACAAAAAAGUUGUUGCCACAAAAUGUUUAAUAAACCAAUGUGAAGACUAAUUUUUUUGGAUAAAAUAAAUAAUAGAUAAAACAAAAACGCCCUUUAUUGAACAUUUUGGUUCACUAUUAUACAUACAUACAUACAGAGUUUACAAAUAA
This is a messenger RNA of Tribolium madens (black flour beetle), 1881 nucleotides long. Its product is annotated as myrosinase 1-like. The coding region runs from base 202 to 1689 and encodes 495 amino acids. The record is from RefSeq and is a predicted model, not a curated record. Gene Ontology annotation, molecular function: beta-glucosidase activity. NCBI's taxonomy places the organism in Eukaryota, Metazoa, Arthropoda, Insecta, Coleoptera, Tenebrionidae. Gene Ontology annotation, biological process: carbohydrate metabolic process. The transcript is spliced from 5 exons.